GCAGGCCGCAGGUAGCAAAUAGUUAUAGGAGAUUUACAUAGAUGUGACGAUGUGUCAGUGGUUGCGCCAAACGUGCAUCGAUGUAGCCAGCUUUGAUUCAAUCAAAUUUGAAAGUACUAAAAAUGGCUCUUUGUUCCUGAAUCUCGUAUCGUGGCAGUUCUUCUAAUAAAUUGGUAAUAGGGUAAUAGUAACAAAUUCACAAAAAUCUGUUACAAUGACAUCCUUGGGUCUAAAAUUCGUGCAAAAGGCUCAUCUUCUACAGCGAGUGAAUAAUCCACAAAGUCACAUACAAAUAAAACAAGCGACAUCGACUCCAUCGGGUGCAAUUCUGCCGGAACCAAAAAGACCACGUUUUGGAUUUCUUGGAAUUAUUUGCGGAAUUGCUUGCGGUUUAUUUAUCGGUGCUGGAAUUAGCAAAAACAUUGCCAAUUUCCUGGAAGAAAACGAUCUCUUCGUUCCUUCCGAUGAUGACGAUGAUGACGAUUGAAUCCGAUAUUUUUGGAUAAAAUACAAAUCUGGAUGAAUUUCCGAAAUGUGUGAAAUUGCCAGCCUCAGCCAGUAGUAGUCUCUUUUUAAAAUUAAAAGGAAUAGUCCGCUUGUGUCAUUUAAUUCCGAUUCAAAUCUGCGCUAAU
Molecule: messenger RNA, 632 nt
Organism: Belonocnema kinseyi
Lineage: Eukaryota; Metazoa; Arthropoda; Insecta; Hymenoptera; Cynipidae
Gene: EMRE
Product: essential MCU regulator, mitochondrial
Exons: 1
Coding region: 215-487 (90 amino acids)
Biological process (GO): calcium import into the mitochondrion; mitochondrial calcium ion homeostasis
Cellular component (GO): mitochondrial inner membrane; uniplex complex
Source: RefSeq, a predicted model, not a curated record